Messenger RNA from Megalops cyprinoides (Indo-Pacific tarpon), 5064 nucleotides. It is a transcript of the gene ddr1, whose product is annotated as discoidin domain receptor tyrosine kinase 1. Gene Ontology annotation, molecular function: collagen binding; ATP binding; protein tyrosine kinase collagen receptor activity. NCBI's taxonomy places the organism in Eukaryota, Metazoa, Chordata, Actinopteri, Elopiformes, Megalopidae. Bases 463 to 3432 code for a protein of 989 amino acids. Gene Ontology annotation, biological process: multicellular organism development; cell surface receptor protein tyrosine kinase signaling pathway; protein phosphorylation. The transcript is spliced from 19 exons. The record is from RefSeq and is a predicted model, not a curated record. Gene Ontology annotation, cellular component: signaling receptor complex; membrane.
CUCUCGUGUGCGCAGUAAGAGCAGGUCUCUGAUUGAAAAAUAAAGACGUCCCAAAGACCUGCAACGUUAGCUUUACUAAGCUAGUUAGCUAGCUGCAUCACAAGCCGCAUUUUUCUAUUUCCACAUAUUUCCCUCUGCGAAAACACUCAAUGUUUUUAGCCUGUCAAAAAUAGGAAACAAGUGUUUUUCCCCCGUGAUUUUUGAAAAAAAUAUUUUGUUUAUUUUUUUUUUACAUUGUCUGUUGUUUUCUGAGGUUGGCAAAGGUCGAACGAACAGUACAGCAAUUUAACAGCCUUGGAUUUAACCUGUUGCAAAAUCUGUACAGACGGAUGAGGACAAAACAAGUCACUGGACAACCUGUGAGCCGAUAAAGGAGUUCUUCGCAGUUUUCGGUGUCUUUUUAGGUAUGUCUGUAGCGGGAAGCGUGUCACCGGACAGGUAACCAGGUGUGUUGCUGCUGCCAUGGCAAUGCUGAAGCUCCUGUUGCCAGCCGUCGUCACUGCCCUCCUGGUAGUCAGGUCAACUGCAGAAGACCAUGAGUGGCACUUUAACUCAGCUCAGUGCCGCUACGCCCUCGGGAUGGAGGAUGGGACUAUCCCCGACUCCGACCUCUCCGCCUCAAGCGCCUGGUCCGACUCUACCGAGGCCAAACACGGCAGGCUCAGCACAGGUGAGGGCGACGGGGCGUGGUGCCCUAAAGGCUCCGUCUACCCCGAUGGCACAGAGUACCUGCAGGUCGACCUGCGCUCCCUGCACUUCCUGUCCCUGGUGGGCACCCAGGGUCGCCAUGCCGACGGGCACGGGCGCGAGUUCGCCCGCAGCUACCGCCUGCGCUACUCCCGCGACGGACGCCACUGGAUCACCUGGAAGGAUCGCUGGGGCCAGGAGGUGGUGUCGGGGAACGAGAACACGUACGACGUGGUCCUGAAGGACCUGGGCCCGCCCAUCGUGGCUCGGGUGGUCCGUUUCUACCCACUGGCCGACCGGGUCAUGAGCGUCUGUCUACGGGUGGAGCUGUAUGGCUGUUUGUGGAACGAUGGUCUGAAGGCCUACACAGCCCCCGUGGGUCACGUCAUGCACCUGUCUGGCUCACCUGUCUACCUGAACGACUCCACCUAUGAUGGCAGCACAGAAGCAGGGGUGCAGUUCGGGGGGCUGGGGCAGCUGUGUGACGGGGUGCUGGGCGGAGACGACUUCACUGAGAGCAAGGAGCUCCGGGUCUGGCCCGGGUACGACUACCUGGGCUGGAGCCGAGAGGCGCUGGGGCAGGGCAGCGUGGACAUCGAGUUCCACUUUGAGAAGACCCGCGCAUUCCACACCAUGCAGGUCCACAGCAAUAACCGUCACUCCCAGGGGGUGCGGGUCUUCAGUAAGGUCGUCUGUCAGUUCAAGCCGAGUCUGCUGCUGCCCUGGUCGUCGCCGCCGCUGACUCUCUCGGUGCCUCUGACGGACCUGAAGGACCCCUCCUCGCGCCCCAUCUCCCUGCCCCUGGGGGGCCGCCCCGCCCAGAUCCUGCGCUGCCAGUUCGCCUUUGCCGACCGCUGGCUGCUCAUCAGCGAGAUCUCCUUCUACUCUGAGCCGUUCGAGCAGCCGCCUCAGACAGGCUCCGUGCCCCCCGUGGUGCCUGCAGCGCCUCCGGUCUCCCCGCCUCCUCCCACCAGGACCCCCAGUCCUGCCCCCACCACCACGGCCACCUCCCCCAACCACACCAGCGCCCGCAGCGACCCCCCCACUACCCACCCAGCGAACAACAACACAGUCAACAGCACACUGCCAGGGGUGGAGUUUGCAGCCAUGACCCCAAGGGCUGGGUUGCCUGUUGCCAAGGACGACAGCAGCAACACUGCCAUACUGAUUGGCUGCUUGGUGGGCAUCAUCCUGCUCCUGUUGGCUGUCAUCGCUGUCAUUCUCUGGAGGCAGUACUGGAAGAAAAUACUGGGCAAGGCCCAGGGCAGCCUCUCCAGUGACGAGCUCCACGUCCACCUGUCCGUCCCCUCGGACAACGUGGUGAUCAACAACACCCACAGCUACUCCAACCGCUACCAGCGCAUCCACACCUUCCCCGACGACAGGGACCGGGACGGCGAGGGGGAGUACCAGGAGCCCAGCGCUCUGCUCAGGCCCAGGGAGGAGCGUGACAGCACAGCCUUGCUGUUAAACAACCCAGCCUAUCACCUCCUACUGUCUGACCAGCGGCAUGCUACCACCUGGCUGCACAACUGCACUGGUGCGCAGGAAAAGACAGACAAUGUGCCUCAGGCUUGUGGAUUUGACCUAGAUGAAAAGCCCCUGCCCACCCAGGAGGAACCGCCCCCCUACCCCGGAGCCCCGCCCUACCCCCAGCUGCCCUCUGUGCCCCCGCCCCUCUUGCUGGCCACCGGCCCAGCCAGCGUCCCCCACUACGCUGAGGCGGACAUCGUCAGCCUGCAGGGGGUCAGCGGCAACAACACCUACGCCGUCCCCGCCCUGUCUGCCCCCACCGACUGCCCCCCCCUCCCGGAGCUGCCCCGCCAGUGCCUGGUCUUCAAGGAGAAGCUGGGGGAGGGGCAGUUUGGAGAGGUGCACCUUUGUGAGAUUGAGAACCCUCAAGACCUGCCCAGCUUGGAGUUUCCCUUCAAUGUACGGAAGGGUCGCCCUCUGCUGGUGGCAGUGAAGAUACUGCGGCCCGAUGCCUCAAAAAAUGCCAGGAAUGACUUCCUGAAGGAGGUGAAGAUCCUGUCCCGUCUGAAAGACCCCAACAUCAUCCGACUGCUGGGCGUGUGCGUGAGCAGCGACCCCCUGUGCAUGGUGACCGAGUACAUGGAGAGCGGAGAUCUCAACCAGUACCUCUCUCACAGAGUCCUGCUGGACAAGGCCGGCCCCUCUCACAACACCCCCACCAUCAGUUACCCUGCCCUUAUCUCCAUGGCCAGUCAGAUUGCAUCUGGGAUGAAGUUUCUCUCCUCGCUCAACUUUGUGCACCGUGACCUGGCAACCCGGAACUGCCUGGUUGGCGGGGAGAGGGAUGAGAGGGGCGGGGAGCGGGAGAUAAAGAUAGCGGAUUUCGGGAUGAGCAGGAACCUGUAUGCUGGAGAUUACUACAGGAUCCAGGGCCGGGCCGUCCUGCCCAUUCGCUGGAUGGCCUGGGAGUGCAUACUCAUGGGGAAGUUCACCACGGCCAGCGACGUGUGGGCGUUCGGCGUGACCUUGUGGGAGAUGCUGAGCGUGUGCCAGGAGCAGCCCUACUCCUCCCUGACCGACGAGCAGGUCAUCGACAACGCCGGCGAGUUCUUCAGGGACCACGGCCGACAGGUGUAUCUGAGCCGGCCGGCUGUGUGUCCCCAGGGCCUGUACGAGCUGAUGCUGAGCUGCUGGAACCGAGACUGCAAGCUCCGCCCCUCCUUCGCUCACAUCCACUCCUUCCUGACGGAGGACGCCAUGAACAUGGUGUAGCGCGAGCAGACUUCAUCUCCACCCAUCACUCCCAGAGACGAGAGGGGGAGAGGGAGAGAGAGAGAGAGAGAGAGAGAGAGAGAAAGAGGGGGAUGCUCAGACAGGAUGUCUAUUCAUAGGAACAACUGGAAUGAAUGUAGGAGGCAGGGUGAAAGACAGGUGUAGGCCGAUGGAAAGGAGAGAAUGGGUCGGUUGUAAAUUUUGUAUUAGUUGGGGGCGGGGCUGAGACACCGCUGGCUCGGCGUACAGACAGACCCCCCCCAACACCCUCACACCCCUUUCAACAAAACAAAACAGUUCUGAACGUUUCAUUUGAAUGUAAUCACAAUGGCAGGUGGCGGGUCUUGCAGCUAGACUAAUAUUUGAAUAGAGCAUACAGGGCUAUGACUUUCUCUGCUCCAUUGUAAAUACGUACUGUAUACAACACAAAACUAAAAUACCCGAUUGUUCAGGAUAAAGCAGAACAAAACUCAUUUAAAUUACUGUAAAACACUAAUCUGAAUGCAUACACAUAGGAAAUCUACAUACACUACAUAUUUUUUUAUUUUUGGAUAUCCAUAUUGAGUUGAACAUUUACACAUUGAGCGUUUUACAUGAGAAAAGCCUCUUUAAACACGAAGCUAAGUUAAAAACAAGCUUAUCCUCUUCCCAGUGCUGUGUGUAUAUGAUACGCUUGACUCGCGUGGAAGAGCGCAUAUGUACAAGAAGCUGUUGUCUCCAACAAGUGGUUAUCGGUGACACCACAUCCUGUACUGAACAACGGUUCACCUCCAGUCCUGCUACGGUUAGGAAAACGAUAAUCCUACAAGGGUAAAAGGUGGCGGUUUACUCUGCUCUCAUUUCAGUCCUGCAGUUAUCUUUCAUUGCAAAAAAUAUGUUCCUAGAGAGACAGGACCUAGCACAGAAUGCCAGUAUGGACAAGCGCCAGCAUACCGGAGCCCCACAACCACUUAUCCCACUCUGCAGUAUCUCUCGAGCGCUGCCUGUCCUCAGCUACUGACCGCCCCAUUAGUGGUGCCACAGUGUCGUCUGUGAGAGAGAACCAGCUCAUUAUCUGCCCACUUCCAGCCUCGCUCCUCAACCUCAGCCCUGGCCCAGGACCCACCCCUCUAGCCGGUCACCAGUGUAAAGGGCUGAUCGUUUGGUGGCGUGCCGCUGAUCUGGGCUCAGCGACUGAACGCAGCCCAGGAGACCUGCCUCAGCUGGUCUGGCCCCCCCCCCGCACGCAGGCGACUGCCUCUCGCGUCUGUAAACGCUUCGGGCGCGGUGUGCGCAUUUCUGUGUCAGUUUCAUGUAUGACGUCAGAGUGCCUGGGUGUCUUAUAUGAGCAACUGCGCUGUCUGGAUAAGACUUGGAGGCGAUUAUAAAUAGUACGACUACGGCUGCACUUUAUGUCAGUUUUCAUUGGUUUUACUCAAUUAAGCUGAUGUGGUAAUGGUAACAAUUCAGAACAUAGCAAUAUAUAAACUGCUUCAUCUUUGAAGUAACACAUACAUUUGAGGUGGAUUGUAUCCUUUAGAAAUAUGCUGAAAGUGGUGAAAACUGUCUGCCUUGUUAACUGACCAUGAAUAAGGUUUCAAAAUUAAUCAUAGACACAAGUGGAGAUUGGAGUUCUGUGCUUCUUGUUUGACC